GGAGGAGAAAUACCAGUAGAGGCGGCAGAGGCUCAACGGCAUGGUGACUGGGCUUUGCCUCUCUUUCCAGCGUUGUGGGGCCAGGGCAGAAGACUCCGCUGGGACCCUUCUCCCUCUUGCCUCUUCGGAAUGAGGCCUCAGCGCCAGCGCGGGACGGUCCCCGUUCUCCCCCGAGAGAGCCCAAGGAGAGGCCGAAGCCGAGACGAUGCCCGGGAAGCUGAAGGUGAAAAUCGUGGCCGGGCGCCAUUUGCCAGUGAUGGACCGUGCUAGUGACCUGACUGAUGCCUUCGUGGAGGUAAAGUUUGGUAAUACCACCUUUAAGACAGAUGUGUACCUCAAGUCACUCAACCCCCAGUGGAAUUCAGAAUGGUUUAAAUUUGAGGUGGAUGAUGAAGACCUACAAGACGAGCCUCUGCAGAUCACAGUGCUCGACCACGACACGUACAGUGCCAAUGACGCCAUUGGCAAAGUGUACAUCGACAUCGACCCUUUACUGUACAGUGAAGCUGCCACAGUCAUCUCGGGAUGGUUUCCCAUUUACGACACUAUACAUGGUAUCCGUGGGGAAAUCAAUGUAGUUGUCAAAGUAGAUCUCUUCAAUGAUUUAAAUCGCUUUAGACAGUCAUCAUGUGGAGUCAAAUUCUUUUGCACAACAUCUAUUCCAAAGUGCUAUAGAGCUGUGAUAAUUCAUGGAUUUGUAGAAGAACUUGUUGUCAAUGAAGACCCAGAGUAUCAGUGGAUUGAUCGAAUUCGCACACCAAGGGCAUCAAAUGAGGCCAGACAGAGACUCAUUUCUUUAAUGUCAGGUGAAUUACAAAGGAAGAUUGGUUUGAAAGUCCUUGAAAUGAGAGGAAAUGCGGUGGUUGGGUACUUACAGUGUUUUGAUCUGGAGGGCGAGUCUGGGUUAGUGGUGCGAGCCAUAGGAACAGCGUGCACUCUGGAUAAAUUAAGUAGCCCAGCAGCAUUCCUUCCUGCAUGUAAUUCCCCAUCCAAAGAAAUGAAGGAGAUUCCCUUCAAUGAAGAUCCCAAUCCCAAUACUCACUCAUCAGGACCCUCAACCCCUCUGAAAAACCAAACUUAUUCCUUUUCACCUUCCAAGUCCUACAGUCGACAGUCCUCUUCUUCUGACACAGAUUUGAGUUUGACACCCAAAACUGCAUCUUCCCCACAGGGACCUAGGAUUUACCUGUGUCCCAGCUCCCCCUCUCUGUCUUGUGGUUCCCUUCAUCUUAAAAAGUCCUGUCUCCUCCUCUCGGAAUCUAACCUUGCCCCUCAUCAGUCUAGCCUUGUCAGCCCAGUUCUGAGGAAAAGUGUUUCUUUCAGUGAAGAGCUGUUCCUGGCUGCUUCUGGAAUGGGAAGUGGUAGUGCUGGAAAAGAAGGGGGGCCAUUUAAAGCCCUUUUGAGGCAGCAGACUCAGUCGGCACUGGAGCAGAGGGGAGGAUCGCCUCAUAGGUUCUGUAGAAGGCGGGAGUUUCCAUUUUUUACCUUGACGGCAUUUCCUGCUGGAUUUCUUGUGCACGUUGGAGGUGUUGUUAGUGCACGUUCGGUGAAGCUUUUGGAUCGUAUCCACAAUCCAGCCUUUGUCGGAAUUAUGGGUAACACAAGAUCUUACAAACUACUAGACUGGAAUAGUUUCAAUUCAGAUGAACCAGAAACUCGAGAUGCGUGGUGGGCAGAGAUAAGACAAGAAAUAAAAUCACAUGCUAAAGCAUUAGGCUGUCAUGCGGUAGUGGGCUACAGUGAAUCAACUAGCAUCUGUGAAGAGGUCUGUAUUUUAUCUGCAUCCGGGACGGCGGCUGUACUGAACCCUCGAUUUCUGCAGGAGGGCACCGUGGAGGGCUGUUUGGAACAAAGGCUUGAAGAAAAUUUGCCUGCCGGCUGUGGAUUUUGCCAUAUACCAUAUGAUGAACUGAAUAUGCCAUUUCCAGCUCAUCUCACAUAUUGCUAUAACUGCAGGAAACAAAAAGUUCCUGAUGUUCUCUUUACAACUAUAGACCUCCCAACAGAUGCAGUCGUUAUUGGAAAAGGUUGUCUUAUUCAAGCAAGGUUGUGUCGCUUAAAAAAGAAGGCUCAAGCAGAAGCAAAUGCUACAGCUAUCAGUAAUCUCUUGCCAUUUAUGGAGUAUGAAGUGCACACUCAGCUAAUGAAUAAACUAAAACUCAAAGGAAUGAAUGCUUUGUUUGGGCUAAGAAUUCAGAUCACAGUGGGUGAAAAUAUGUUGAUGGGCUUAGCGUCUGCUACAGGGGUGUACUUGGCAGCUCUGCCCCCACCUGGUGGAAUUCAGAUUGCUGGGAAGACUCCAAGUGAUGGCACCUACGAACAGCACAUCUCUCACAUGCAGAAGAAGAUCAACGACACGAUUGCCAAGAACAAAGAGUUAUAUGAAAUCAAUCCUCCUGAGAUAUCUGAAGAGAUUAUAGGAUCACCCAUCCCUGAACCUAGACAACGGUCAAGACUUUUGCGAUCUCAGUCAGAGAGCUCUGAUGAAGUUACAGAAUUAGAUCUUUCACAUGGGAAAAAAGAUGCUUUCGUUUUGGAGAUUGAUGACACAGAUGCCAUGGAAGACGUGCACUCUCUGCUGACGGAUGUUCCCCCUCCUUCAGGCUUUUAUAGUUGCAAUACAGAAAUCAUGCCUGGUAUAAAUAAUUGGACAUCUGAAAUACAGAUGUUCACAUCAGUAAGAGUAAUCAGAUUAAGCAGCCUUAACCUGACUAAUCAAGCUCUCAAUAAGAACUUUAAUGAUCUCUGCGAAAAUUUGCUCAAGAGCCUGUAUUUUAAACUCCGGUCUAUGAUCCCCUGCUGUCUUUGCCAUGUAAAUUUUACAGUAUCUCUGCCUGAAGAUGAAUUAAUUCAGGUUACAGUCACAGCAGUUGCCAUAACUUUUGACAAAAAUCAGGCUUUACAGACCACAAAAACACAUGUUGAAAAGUCUUUGCAAAGAGCCUCCACAGAUAAUGAAGAACUUCUGCAGUUUCCACUGGAACUCUGUUCAGAUUCACUUCCUCCUCAUCCUUUUCCACCAUCUAAAGAACACCUGGAGAGUGCAAGUUCUAACUCAGGUAUACCAGCUGCACAGAGAGCAACGUCAGUUGAUUACAGUUCCUUUGCAGACAGAUGCAGCAGCUGGAUAGAGCUCAUUAAACUGAAAGCUCAGACCAUAAGGCGCGGAUCAAUUAAGACAACUGUGACGGUUGAAAAAGCAAGUCCAGUGGGAGAAGGAAAUUUCCGGAAUCGUUCUGCCCCACCUUGUGCAAACUCCACAGUUGGGGUUGUUAAGAUGACACCGCUUUCUUUCAUUCCUGGAGCAAAAAUAACUAAGUAUCUUGGGAUAAUUAACAUGUUUUUUAUUCGGGAAACCACUUCUCUUCGUGAGGAAGGAGGAGUCAGUGGAUUUCUCCAUGCUUUUAUUGCGGAGGUGUUUGCGAUGGUGAGAGCUCACGUCGCAGCCUUAGGAGGCAAUGCUGUUGUGUCCUACAUAAUGAAGCAGUGUGUUUUCAUGGAGAAUCCAAAUAAAAACCAGGCACAGUGUCUCAUAAAUGUAAGUGGUGAUGCAGUGGUUUUUGUUCGUGAAUCUGACUUAGAAGUGGUACCAUCUCAGCAACCCACUGCCAGCUGCCAGCCGUCAUGUACUGGAGGAGAAGUCACAACCUGAAGAGAAUCAGAAAGAGUGAGCUCAGCUGAAUGAAAUCCAUCUGUCUCCAUUGCUUUGUCGUUCGUUAGCUUUAUAGAAUUUUUUAAAAAUUGAAUUUAAUUUGAGGUAAAUAAGAAAGAGGGGAUACUUAUUGAAUAGAUGUGACUUGUCUGGAAUCUCUGGGAGGCAUGAGAGUUUCCUAAUCCUGACUUUUCCUUUUUGCCCAGUUCAGACAGGCCCAUGAAUCCUGACCUUUCCUUAAGUUCAGGUAGAGUUCUAAGAGAACGUAGCAAAGAUGUUGUGAGUCAUGGGUACUUUAUUCUGAUUUUAAUAAAACCGUAAUUUAAAAGCUAAAAUGGAAAGAUUAUCAGGAAAAAAGAGUGAUCCUAGUGUAUUUUGGAAAAACUAAGAAACUCAAAAGUUGCUGAGGAAUAAAUGGUCUGUUCAGAAAUGUGUGGGAACAGCAGGGAAAAGUUUUCGGAAAACCACCAUGUGAGUUUCCCGUGUGUUUUAUUUUGAUGAGGAAUUUGCUAACAACUGAAAAAGGAAAGUGCUUAAAUCAUUUUUUAAACAGAAGCUAAAAUUCUAUAACUUACAUCCCUAAGACACUCAGUAAUUUAUCGGAGUUGGUGUCCUUUCGUUGAAAGUUAUAAUAAUCUCCGUAAAGAAAGAGGGAGAAAUAGAAUUUCGUACUGGUGACACUUGAGUUGAUAUUUAAUCUGUCUAGAAGAGGCUAGGCUUAAACUGGGAAGAAAAUAUCAGUGCAUUUUCUUGAAGUAGUAAAAAUGCAGUAGGACCAUAAAAUUAUUUUCUAAUAAAAUUGUAUUAAAUUCCCCCUAAUUGAACAGAAUUUUACUAAGACCUUAGGGUUUUUCAGUGGUUAGAUUGUAUUUGGCAUAGGAUUUGGAAACAUGACUUGAAUGUAAAUAUGCUGCAAGUGUUGAAUGUACACCUAGAAAUACUUUCUCUGUCAAUGCCAAAUGCCUGUUGUAAAUGAACUUUAAAUAUUACAUUCCUCCUUUGCACAAUAAAAUUUCUUUAUAAAACCCAUGAUUUUUCUCCCCCAGGACAACAAAUUGCCCUGAAUAUUAAGAGUCAUUUUCUUGUUAUCACAGGUGUCAAUAUUUUUCUGUAUUUUGUUUAUAAUUUUAUUUUUUAAAUAAAAACUUUAUAGAAAUAUA
Messenger RNA from Oryctolagus cuniculus (rabbit), 4812 nucleotides. It is a transcript of the gene C2CD5, whose product is annotated as C2 calcium dependent domain containing 5. Gene Ontology annotation, molecular function: calcium-dependent phospholipid binding; calcium ion binding. Gene Ontology annotation, cellular component: plasma membrane. Lineage: Eukaryota; Metazoa; Chordata; Mammalia; Lagomorpha; Leporidae. Gene Ontology annotation, biological process: positive regulation of protein targeting to membrane; protein localization to plasma membrane; intracellular protein transmembrane transport. The record is from RefSeq and is a predicted model, not a curated record.